GUGAAUAAUCUCCACCAAAAGCUUGAGGCCCAUUUGCUGGAGCUGCAGCACAACCUCACUCUGCCUCCAAGGGAUUUAAAGAGACAGCGGUGUACCUCCCCUGUUAGACAUGAAAGUGGUACUGGUGUUCAUCUCCUAAAAUCUCAACUGGACUUUCAAUCUCUGAUCUUACAACCAAACAAAAUAUGUCUAACUAUACGCAGCAGUGACCCCAGGUCCCCAAGGUGGAUUAACCCGAGAGAGGUCAAAGAUCAUCUAAGGCAACUCCUUCAGAUUAGGCCUCCGCUAAUAGAUCUCAGUACAGUGAAACUUUUAUACUACCACCAUCGGUUCCAAAAAGUACUGCUCUCCUUCCAGUCACCAAAAAUUCCCUCCAUACUGGUUAGGCGCAAAGCGUUAUUGGCCACCUGGGGCAUCUUCCCAACGAGAGUCUUUAAUGACACCAGGACUAAACCUCUUUUCCGUAGCAUCGUACAAAAAGGUAUCCGCUCGCCAGACAGGCGCGACAUAGUCUUGAAACUCAAGCUGUCCACCCAGGAACCUCACCCUCCCUCUCAGCCCAAGCUUCCUGGUUUAUCUACUCCAGCAACAGAGAAGCAUGACCAAAGCGGACCCAGUCAUCUGGCUUCCUCAGAGGAGAGGGACCUUAUUUCAUCCUAUGGCGAGUUGCCAUUAGUAGAACAGCAGGAAGUUAUAAACAGGCUUGAUACACUCAAGCAGCAACUUACACAUGUACUUCAAGAGAAAAUCUCCUCAAAACCUGGUCAUAGCAACCUAUUAAAUCAAAGGAACGCAGUCAUGAAGGGGCUAACACCCCAGAAACCCCUGCCAAUCACUGGGACUCCAAUAACGGAUGAUAUGGCAGUCUGCCUGGCGGAAGCUCCUCAUACACCGUCGCAACGCAGACCCUCUUCACCUCUACUAAUAGAUUUGCAAUCAACUACCUCGUCCCUCGCCUUAAAGAGCAAUAUGCCAAACACCAUUCAUCCAG
This is a messenger RNA of Podarcis lilfordi (Lilford's wall lizard), 991 nucleotides long. The record is from the annotation of a GenBank genome assembly. NCBI's taxonomy places the organism in Eukaryota, Metazoa, Chordata, Lepidosauria, Squamata, Lacertidae.